AUGGAAAUGGGUUUUAGAGUGAAGUUAGAUGAUUGCGGGGGAAUUAUGUGGUAUGGAUUCAUUAAUACUUGUUUAAAAUCAUUAGUAAUGGAAAAAUUUGGGGAUGAAGCAUGGCAAAAGUUAAAAAGUUUGGCUGGUGUUCAGGAUACAUUUAUGACUUAUGAAGUUUAUGAUGAUGUUAUUACAAUACGAAUGGUUAAAGAAGCUUGCAAUAUGCUUAAUGUAUCAGAAGAAGAAGUUUUAAAGCUAUUCGGAGAAUAUUUCUUCUCCUUUUGUAAGCAAUCUGGAUAUGACAGAAUGUUAAGAACAUUGGGGGGAAAUCUAAUGGAAUUUAUUGAGAAUCUAGAUGCCCUUCACAGUUUCCUGACACUCUCUUACAAGGAAAUGAAUGCACCAUCUUUUCGAGUGGAGAAAAAAAAUGAUGGAUCCAUGUUUCUUCAUUACUACUCGGACAGAAGUGGAUUUUAUCAUAUAGUGCCAGGGAUAAUAGAAUCUGUGGCAAAAGAUUUCUUUAACAGCGAAAUAACCAUGAGCAUUGUCUAUCAUACGAAGGAGAAGGAUCGCACUGGGAAGCGUGAACAUGUUGUAUUUGAAAUUCUCCAGAAUACAGAAGCUCAGAAGAAAACAAUGAGGACGAGGCUAAAUUUAGAGGAUAAAAUUAACUUUCUUCAAGAUCAGAUAUUAUCUUGCUGUCCUGUAAAGAAGUCCCAUUGGGAUAUCAUAAGGAAUGUGGUCAUGUUCGGAAGAGGAAGUUUGCUAAAUUCUUUCCAACCAGUAUAUCCAGACAGAUUGUGGAUGGACGAGAAGGCAUUUUGUAAUGAAUUUCCUUUCCAUAUUGUGUUUGAUAAAGAGCUAAGGGUAAAACAGUCUGGAGUGAACAUACAGAAAUAUGUUCCUGGAAUACAGAUAAUGGACAUCAGGCUGGAUGAAUAUUUCACAAUUGUGCAUCCACAAGUCACAUUUACCAUUGCCAACAUUCAGACUUUUACCAACAGUCAGUUUGUGUUGAGAACAAAGCAGGAAAUGAUGCCAGAAUCCUGGAAGAAGCAACCAAUGUUGAAACUUAGAGGGUACAUGAUUUGGAUGGAAUCCAUACAAUGCAUGAUCUACAUGUGUUCUCCAAAACUACGCAGCCUACAGGAACUAGAAGAGAGAAACAUGCACAUUUCUGAUAUAGCAAAACAUGAUGUAACCAGGGACUUGAUCCUACUGAACCACCAGAGACUGGCUGAGAUAGAACUGACCAACCAGCUGGAGAAGAAGAAGGAAGAGUUACGCAUCCUGUCUAAAAACCUGGAGAUCGAGAAGAAGAAGACAGAGACCUUGUUAUAUGCCAUGCUUCCCCCUCAUGUGGCCAAUCAGCUAAAGGAAGGCAAGAAAGUCCAAGCAGGAGAAUUUCCAACUUGUACAAUACUCUUCAGUGAUGUAGUGACAUUUACAAACAUAUGUUCUGCUUGUGAGCCCAUCCAAAUUGUCAACAUGCUCAAUGCAAUGUACUCAAGGUUUGAUCAUCUUACAAAUGUCCAUGAUGUAUACAAGGUAGAAACUAUAGGUGAUGCAUAUAUGGUGGUGGGAGGUGUUCCCAUACCUGUGGAAACUCACGUGGAGAGAGUUGCAAAUUUUGCCCUUGGCAUGAGAAUUGCAGCCAGAGAAGUUAUCAAUCCCAUAACUGGAGAUCCUAUUCAGAUCAGAGUUGGGAUUCACACAGGGCCUGUAUUAGCAGGAGUUGUUGGUGAUAAAAUGCCCAGAUACUGCCUAUUUGGAGACACUGUGAAUACAGCUUCCAGGAUGGAGAGUCAUGGGGUUCCAGAUAAAAUCCACCUUAGUCCAACAACUUUCCAGGCCUUGAAACACAAGGACUUCGACAUCGUGGACAGAGGAAUUAUUGAUGUAAAAGGGAAAGGGAAAAUGAACACAUAUUUUCUAAUUAAGAACUUGCUUCUAUCUGAAGAGGAAAUUAUGGGCAUGCCAAAAUGUGAAGACCCUCAGGCAGAACAUAAUCUGACUGCUGUUUUGGAUCAACUAGGAACUAGAGAGGAUUAUGUAAUAAAUGGAACAGAAGAUGAAGUUGCAUUGGACCAGAAGACCAGCGAUACAAACAAUCAGCCCUCAACCACCGCUACUUCAAGAACAUGCCGUACACUGGACACUAGUUCCACUAUUUUCCCUGCCGGCAUCAGUAAGGACAUCCUGGAGGGAAAGGAUGUUAACCUGGCCUCCCUGCUCAUCUCGGUCCACAAUCUGGCCGAGAAUAAAUCCUACAGCUGGGGGCACUUGUUCGUGGUUCUGAAGGCCAAAGACCCCAGGCUCAAUCGCAGACUGUCGAUCACCGGGUUUGUGCUGGCUUUCAGCAUGUAUAGGGAAGUGUUGUGCUCGGCCAACCCCGGCAGGAGGAAAGAGAUAGAUUUGUACCGCCAUAGUGUGGUUGACAUAGGAUACAAAUACGGAGGCUCUGCGUUUUACGGCUACCACCACUCGAAUUGGAGCAUCAUGGACACUGAGCUGUUCUGUCGCCACUUCUCCUCCAUGCACACAGCAAACUGGUGCUCUAAUAUGGACGCCAGACGCAGCAGCUCAGGUCUGGGGACACACCUGGGUGGGGCAGACCGUGGUCUUCUCCACGGACAACUUAGCCACGGCUGA
Molecule: messenger RNA, 2643 nt
Organism: Rana temporaria (common frog)
Lineage: Eukaryota; Metazoa; Chordata; Amphibia; Anura; Ranidae
Product: guanylate cyclase soluble subunit beta-2-like
Exons: 16
Coding region: 1-2643 (880 amino acids)
Biological process (GO): cGMP biosynthetic process; response to oxygen levels
Cellular component (GO): guanylate cyclase complex, soluble
Molecular function (GO): guanylate cyclase activity; heme binding
Source: RefSeq, a predicted model, not a curated record